Messenger RNA from Somion occarium, 1961 nucleotides. Lineage: Eukaryota; Fungi; Basidiomycota; Agaricomycetes; Polyporales; Cerrenaceae. The record is from the annotation of a GenBank genome assembly.
GACCACUUAACCUCAACCACCACAAUCCGCAUCCCUGCAUCAAUACUUCGAGUCGUAUUGGUGCCCUAAACUCUUUCAGUACUCAUCUACCUCAAUCCAAGCCGUUGGACCCAAUCCAUCGCGGAACGGGUUGCGAUCUAUCCAUGGCUACCAAUUCAUAUCCUUUCAAUGAACCACCCUCACUUACUUCAAGGGAUCAACAUGAUCUUAUCAACUUACUGCUGAAUAACCCCGGAGAGUUUGGGGACAAACUUAUGGCACUGCACGCUUCUGGCGAUGGACGCCGAGUGGACCUGACCCACUUGAUAUUGGACAUCGUAUCCAGCCAUACCGCUGAAGCCCAAUGGAAUACUUUUAUCGACAGCAGCUUGAUCAAGGUAUUGCUCCUUAUCGCUGCUAGUCCGUCAACCUAUGACUGUGUUGAUGCAAGGGAGAAACUCUACGCAACGGGAGUUUUGCAAACCUUGGCGUUCUUUACCAUGAAGCUCUCCCAAUACGUCUCGGGGGGCUGUUUCCUUGAACAUGCCGAACACGCCUUGAAACGAUUCGCUCCGGUAUUCUCUGCACUAUGGGGCCGGCGUUAUACUUUGUUGGAUUCUAAAAGCUGGGCGGGACUACCAGAGACGGUUGGUUCGCUUGUCGCACAGGUCACAUUGUUGCACACCCUGAUUCAUCCAUUGACCCCGUUCAUUAAUGGAUCUCUGCAGCUUGUGAUACAAUGCUGGUGUCUCCGCCGAGGAGUCGACAAGGACACCAUGUCCGCUAUAUCAAGAAUCGUAGUGGACACGAUGAAGAUGGGCAGGUUUCCAUUACUUGCGGAACAGCUUCGAGAGACUUUUCUGGAUAAUGGAGUCUCUCGCUUAUACUUUCAGACGAUGCAAAUCCGACUUCGUCAUGAGGAUAUGAUUGAUCGUAUUCUCACAGAAACGCUCUUGGUGAUCAAAAUAUGCAUUUCGAUGUGCACGCAACUAGACUUGGCCACGGUUGCAUUGGAAUCUCAUGUCGGCCGAUGCACAUUUUCCGACCUCGUCAUACUUGCCUGUCAGAGACAGCGUUGCUUAGGAGACAGUGUGUGGACACCCGAAAUAGUACAGCGAGGCCUAGACAUCAUAUUCAUGUUGACACAAAAUGCUUGUGGAACUCCAAAUGCGAUACGAUUAGCCCGUAACCUGGACCUUUUACCACUCGUGUUCAGCUCUGCGCUAUUGCGUGUGCCGGAUACAGCAUCUACACACCACUUCUGGACAACCAGGCUGCCGGCAAUCGUAGAGUUUCAGUUGGAAGAAUAUACUCAAGGAACUGGGGGACGAACUGCUGCUUUUCGUCACAACUUGCAACAAGUUGUUGGCAAGGUCUGGAGGCCGACGAUAGAAGCCUUAGAAGGUCAUAGGUUUGAUAGAGCUGACCCACGUUACACCCUUCUACACUCUUUCCUUCGACUUGGUCGUGUUCUACAACUAGACAGGAGGGCAGAGCCCAUUCCUCAUUUUCCAGGCUACGAGACCUGCGUUCAAAGUUGUCAUUUCCCCAACUGCCUGUGCUCAAACAAAAGACCCAUGCAUCCCAUGCGAGUAUGUAAGGGAUGCUGGCGAGUGUUUUAUUGCGGUAAACCCUGUCAGACAGCUGAUUGGAAAGCUGGGCAUAGAGAAGCAUGCCGCGCACGGUGACCACUCUAUGGCUCGGAGGAAUGAAAUUCCUCGUGCAAUGUAUUUAUUUUCUAGCCGAACAAUGCAAGAGGGAUUUCUGGAUGAUUGUACUAGUGCUUUAGCGUCUUUCAAUCAUGAAAGGGGGCAAUUUGAUGUGUUCAGUGGGGGUUUACACCUUUUGAUUCGAUAACAUAACGACACGCAAUCACAUCUACUACCUCUUCUCUAGCCGAUAAGUUGAAGUGGACAUACAAAUGUGCGGGGAAUAGAAUAACAAUAAGCAUCCUCCAGUGAUUACCGUAAGGAUGCCUCAUU